AUGAUUGUCUGGGUCCAGCUUCCUGCGUUGAAGGUGCAUUUCUAUCACAAGGAGGUGCUGACAACUCUCGGGAAUCUCAUUGGACGGACGAUCAAGCUCGAUUACCACACUCUAACGAGGCAACGCGCCAAAUUUGCUCGGCUGGCGGUAGAGGUAGAUCUCUCCAGGCCACUAGUCCCAAGGAUUUGGCUAGAUGACGAAUGGCAGAAAGUCGAGUUUGAGAAUCUGCCCGUCGUCUGUUUUGAAUGUGGCAAAAUCGGCCACUCAACUGAUUCCUGCCCGCUCCUGCACCCAACUGUGUCGCCGGCGGCGCUACCCCUCCCCGGCGGGACAUCGACGGAAACUCGACCGGAAUCUCCAGAGGAAAAUCCGGGAUAUGGACCGUGGAUGCUUGUUAGCCGUAAAAGCAGGCGCAAUCCUAGGGACCAAGGCCAAAAAGGAAAGCAGGAUAAUGAGACGGGAAUUUUGGGAACAGGCAAAGAUGGAAAGAAUAGCAAAGGUGGAAACAGGAACAAAGAAGGAAAUGCCUCUCCCUCUUACCCCGCAACCAGCAACGGCUCUCUAGUCCCUACCCUCAUUUCACAAGAAAAAAAGUCUUUUAAUGGGAGGAAGGGAGGCGGCGAAAUGAAGAAGGGCAAGGAAAAAGUGGGCUCACAAGAAAACCCUAAAGAGCAAAGCCUACUCGGGCCGAGGCCCAAUGUUACUACUAAGCCCGGUCAGGUGCCAAUAAUGGCAAUUGAGACACAAAAAGCCCAAGCUUCGACCUCUGCCCAGAACAUCAAGACAGCGAAACCAAAGGACAUCAAAGUUGCGGGCCAGGAGGAUGUCUCGGCCCAGAAAAUAAACCCCCAGCCCAGCGCCCACCCUCCUCUCGUCCAUUCAGUGAUCGGCCCAAGUGGGACUAAGAUGCAAAGCAUUGCCGUUCCACCAGCAGACGCGAUCUCCACCGGGGGAAAUGGCGAGGCGAUUCCAUCCACAGCCUCCAGAACGAAACGAGCCAAGAACGCCAAACCGGGAGGUCGGAAGGGAUCCCCUGCCAAGCUCAAUCCGACUAGGACCCUCCAAAUCUGGUCUCCGGUUAAAGAGAAGAAAUCGAAGAACAAAGCUCGGCUGGCGUCUUUGACUCUGCAGGACAUUAAUGCGUGGACGGAAGCUCGAGGACGCCCAGCCUCGGGUCUCUCUGACCAAGCCGCUAUGGAGGAAACGAGUCAACGACCUGGAGAGGAAACCGUGGAGAGCGAGAUGGCCACCUCUGCUUGA
Linum tenue is the source of this 1260-nucleotide messenger RNA. The record is from the annotation of a GenBank genome assembly. Lineage: Eukaryota; Viridiplantae; Streptophyta; Magnoliopsida; Malpighiales; Linaceae.